Messenger RNA from Triplophysa dalaica, 1542 nucleotides. It is a transcript of the gene sft2d3, whose product is annotated as SFT2 domain containing 3. Bases 231 to 1073 code for a protein of 280 amino acids. Gene Ontology annotation, biological process: vesicle-mediated transport. The record is from RefSeq and is a predicted model, not a curated record. NCBI's taxonomy places the organism in Eukaryota, Metazoa, Chordata, Actinopteri, Cypriniformes, Nemacheilidae. Gene Ontology annotation, cellular component: membrane. The transcript has a single exon.
CCCUGGACCGGUAGAUGGAGCACGUAACGUUUCUAUGACCCUUGAGUAGACUUGUCAAACUGGUGUAUUAUUCAUUAGUAAAAAAAAUGCUUAUUUUUUUAUCAACUGUUUGCAAAGUAACGUUUUUUUCUUUCUUAUUUCAGUCAUGUGUUUAAUUCUAUAUCGGCCGUGUACAACAGCGUCAUCGGUUAUGCGCGACUUCAUGAAUCGCUGCGCAGACCAAACGGCAUAUGACACCCAAGUACCGCGAGAGCAAUGCGAGCGCAUACUGCUUUGGAAAUUUUCGCGGUGUUUUGAUGUUAAACACCGAUCGGUCCGCAGCGCCGCAUAAAGUCAAACACGUCUAUUGUGCGACGUCAUCACAACUUCCUGUUUGGGUUUCACUUACUCUUCAGCUAACAAUGGCUGAAUUAAACAGACAACUACAGGAGUAUUUGGCCCAGUCUAAAAGCGGCGCGAAGACGAUAUCAGAGUCUAGUUCCAGCACCAUCGUAGACAUCGAUAAACCCGCUUCGGUUUCAGGCAGCUGGUUCGGUAGGUGGUCCAGUCCGAUCUCCAGGAACAGUCGAGGAGCUUCAUCAGGCCAAAGCUCCGGCAGCGGGGUCUCUUGGCCGUGGUCAUCAGAACCGGACCCAUGUUUACCGGGCAUGAGUCGAUCCCAGCGCCUGAUCGGGUUCGGGACGUGUAUUUUCUUCUCCGCACUGUGCUUUGGACUGUCGGCGCUUUACGCUCCGUUGUUAUUGCUAAAGGCGCGUAAAUUCGCGCUGUUGUGGUCACUCGGCUCCGUGUUCGCGCUUGUCGGUGCGGCUAUACUUCGGGGACCCAGUAAACUCAUCUCGACUCCCACGCCCGGAGCUGUGGUGUAUUUGUGCUCUCUGGUGGGCACCCUGUACGCGGCCCUGAGCCUCCACAGCACGCUGCUCACUGCUCUCGGAGCCGGCCUUCAGAUUGCUGCUAUCGUCGGUUACAUUGUGGCUUUGCUGCCUGGUGGGAGCGCUGGGAUGAGAUUUGUGGGUGGCAUGGCUGCUUCGGCUAUUAAAAGAACCGUGUCCGGUAAGACAAUGCCGAUAUGAGCACGGAUGUCACGGAAUGUACAACACACAAACUGUUGAAGUGCUACGCCAUGGACACCGUAAUACUUCUACUACAAAGUGUGAUUGUGAAGACUUUAUAUUUAUAGAGGAGCCGUGUAAACAGCAUGGAUUGGAUGUUCACAUUUUGCCAGUUUAACUGUGACAGGGACCAUAUACUAAACCUGAUAAUGUGACUAAAAUAUCAAAUGCAACUUAACUUUUAAUUGGGUCUAGAAGAUUUUUAUGAACACUUUAUUCAGUAAAUAAAACGAAGCUUAAAUCUGAUGAAAGAUGACAGUCUAUGACCUAUUUAAGAUUUUGGUAGGCCAAAUGUAAAAGUUGAAUGGUUUUGUAGGUGGUUAAAGACAACUUAUUACUUUUAUACUUUAAUAACUACCUUUUGUAAUCUUGGAUUUUAAGGCAGGUUUUCAGUUUCCCUCUUGGAUCAAUAAAGUUAUUUUUGAAAUCA